GAUGAAAAGUAGGGGGUAGAGACUAGAGAGACUAGAGACUAGAGAGUGCCAGAGAGUCAGGCCACAACGUUACGCUGUGAUUUAUUAUCGUUUUCACGCAACGGAGAAUUGGAAGUAACUUGAAAGAUGCCGAAUAUAAAGCUGCAGAGUUCGGAUGGCGAAGUAUUUGAGGUAGACGUUGAAAUUGCAAAAUGUUCAGUCACGAUAAAAACCAUGCUGGAGGACUUGGGAAUGGAUGAAGACGAGGAAGAAGUUGUUCCCUUACCAAAUGUUAACUCUGCUAUACUGAGAAAGGUCAUUCAAUGGGCCACGUAUCACAAAGAUGAUCCCCCACCACCUGAAGAUGAUGAAAACAAAGAGAAGCGAACUGACGACAUCAGCUCAUGGGAUGCUGAUUUUUUGAAGGUUGAUCAAGGAACCUUAUUCGAACUGAUUUUGGCAGCAAAUUACUUGGACAUCAAAGGACUUCUAGAUGUAACGUGCAAGACUGUGGCAAACAUGAUAAAGGGAAAGACACCGGAAGAAAUUCGUAAGACGUUCAAUAUAAAGAACGAUUUUACAGCUUCAGAAGAGGAGCAGGUUCGCAAGGAGAAUGAAUGGUGCGAGGAGAAGUAGAAAGAAAAAGAGAAGGAACGGAAGAAAAGCUUUUUAAAUCAUCUGUAACUGUAGGUUUAUCGCGUAUUAAAUCUGCAGAUGUCUCACAAAUUCGAAUUUCAGGCUUGUCGCAAAAUAAAAACCCAAUCUCUGAUGAAAGAUUUAGCAAUAACAGAAUAUUCCUGUUUCAGCUGAGUUUGUCCAUUCGCGUACAAUGUACUUUAUUUCAAAAUUAGAAAUACCGAUAACAGUUGCUUGGAAAAAUAAAUUUUUGCAGGUAAUACGAAUGUUUUCCACUAUCAUGUUUUCAUUUUCUAAUGGAAAACAUGGAUUUUCAGUUUAACGACCCAUACCACGAAAGCGUUAAUUUAUCAAUAGCACGAAUAAUUUCUGUGUAUAAUUAACGAAGUAUAACUUUAGUCUAUUUAAAUAUCAAUACCUUCAGGAACUGUUAUAUCUGCAUCUUGUCUGUGAAUCUUUGAUCUUCUUUAGUCAAAUCUUUUGUGAAUACGUGUAGCGAAUCAUUUGAUAUAAUAUAUGAUGACCAAGGUGACUGAACUAUGAAAUAAUAAUAAAUUAGCUUACCAUUUGCUCAGAAUGUAAAAUAUUACUUUCAUCUAUUCGACAGUGCAGAAUCAGUUUUUUUUUUUUUGAUCAUUCAAAUCUUGUACUGUCCUCCAUUCUUCUUAAUUUAAUUACUUAUAAAAUAUAUCAACCCUUAAUGUAUACAUUAGAUCCUGUAACAAGAAGAAAAAGGUAGUAUUAAUAUGCGUAAAUAAUAAAAUUCAUUUUUCGUAAAA
Molecule: messenger RNA, 1394 nt
Organism: Diprion similis
Lineage: Eukaryota; Metazoa; Arthropoda; Insecta; Hymenoptera; Diprionidae
Gene: SkpA
Product: S-phase kinase-associated protein 1
Exons: 3
Coding region: 127-615 (162 amino acids)
Biological process (GO): SCF-dependent proteasomal ubiquitin-dependent protein catabolic process
Cellular component (GO): nucleus; cytoplasm
Molecular function (GO): cullin family protein binding
Source: RefSeq, a predicted model, not a curated record